AUGUGGGGGCGCGCGGCGCGGCGGCGCUGCCCGCGGGGGCUGCGGCGCGGGCGGGAGGCGCUGCUGGCCCUGCUGGCCCUGUUGGCGUUGGCCGGCUUGGGGGCGGUGCUGCGGACGCGACGCGGGGCCGGGACUGCUCAGCCGGGAUCCCCGAGCACCCCGCGUCCCCCGCGCUCCGGCCGCCGCGAGCCGGUGCUGCCGCGCCCGGAGCUGUCGGAGGACGCGCUGGGCGCGCGGGGCGAGGCGGUGCGGCUGCCGCUGGAGGGCGUGGAGUUGCGGCUGCAGCAGGAAAGCAUUCAGCUGCACCAGAUCAACACCUACCUCAGCGACCGCAUCUCGCUGCACCGCCGCCUGCCCGAGCGCUGGAACCCGCUGUGCAAAGAGAAGAAAUACGAUUUUGAGAAUUUGCCCAGGACAUCUGUUGUCAUAGCAUUUUAUAAUGAAGCCUGGUCAACGCUCCUUCGGACAGUCUAUAGUGUUCUUGAGACAUCCCCAGACAUCCUGUUGGAAGAGGUUAUUCUGGUGGAUGACUAUAGCAACAGAGAACACCUGAAGGAGCGCUUGGCUGAAGAGCUGUCGGCCCUGCCCAAGGUGCGCCUGAUCCGUGCCAACAAGAGGGAGGGCCUGGUGCGAGCCCGGCUGCUGGGGGCCUCCAUGGCCCGGGGCGAGGUGCUGACCUUCCUGGACUGUCACUGUGAGUGCCACGAGGGGUGGCUGGAGCCGCUGCUGCAGAGGAUCUACGAGAAGGAGUCGGCGGUGGUGUGCCCUGUGAUCGAUGUGAUUGACUGGAAUACCUUCGAGUACUUGGGCAACUCUGGGGAGCCCCAGAUUGGUGGCUUCGACUGGCGGCUGGUGUUCACGUGGCACGUGGUUCCUGAUCGGGAGCGCAUACAGAUGCGUUCCCCCAUCGACGUCAUCAGGUCUCCAACAAUGGCUGGGGGACUGUUUGCUGUGAAUAAGAACUAUUUUGAAUAUCUGGGGUCUUACGAUACAGGAAUGGAAGUUUGGGGAGGAGAGAACCUUGAAUUCUCCUUUAGGAUCUGGCAGUGUGGUGGGACCCUGGAAAUACACCCCUGCUCCCACGUUGGCCACGUUUUCCCCAAACAAGCCCCCUACUCCCGCAGCAAGGCUCUGGCCAACAGCGUCCGUGCAGCUGAAGUGUGGAUGGAUGAAUAUAAGGAGAUCUACUACCAUCGAAACCCCCAUGCUCGCAUGGAGCCCUUUGGGGAUGUGUCGGAGAGGAGGCAGCUCCGAGCCAAGCUCCAGUGUAAAGACUUCAAGUGGUUCCUGGACACCGUGUACCCAGAGCUGCGCGUGCCUGAGGACAGGCCUGGCUUCUUCGGGAUGCUCCAGAACAAAGGACUAAAACGACACUGCUUAGACUACAACCCUCCUGAUGAAAACCAGAUUGAAGGGUACCAGGUUAUUCUGUACCCUUGUCAUGGGACAGGCCAGAACCAGUUUUUCGAGUAUACUUCCCAGAAAGAGAUACGCUAUAACACUCGCCAGCCAGAGGGGUGCAUCGCUGUGGAAGUAGGAACCGAUGUCCUCAUCAUGCAGCUCUGUAAAGAGACUGUCCCCGAGAACCAGAAGUUUAUCCUUGAGGAUGGUUCCUUAGUUCAUGAACAGUCCAAGAAAUGUGUCCAGGCUGUGAAUAAGGAUUCCAGCAACAGUUUUGUGCCACUCUUACGAGAAUGCACCAACUCUGAUCAUCAGAAGUGGUUCUUCAAGGAAAACAUGUCAUAGAGCAGCCCUGUGCCAAGGAAGAUGCCCAUCGAAGGCCCGGACCCUGUGACCAGCCAAUACUUAGCCAUGCUGGGGCCAGAGCCUACCACACACAGACUGCUGUCCUUUUCCAAGGAAAUCAUUUUUCCAUUUGUGAGGAUGUUGUUGGAUUUAGUAAAAUGUGAAUAAGCUUUGUACUGA
Dipodomys ordii (Ord's kangaroo rat) is the source of this 1926-nucleotide messenger RNA. RefSeq names its product polypeptide N-acetylgalactosaminyltransferase 12 (gene Galnt12). Bases 1 to 1746 code for a protein of 581 amino acids. The transcript has 10 exons. Lineage: Eukaryota; Metazoa; Chordata; Mammalia; Rodentia; Heteromyidae. Gene Ontology annotation, cellular component: Golgi apparatus. The record is from RefSeq and is a predicted model, not a curated record.